Messenger RNA from Drosophila obscura, 1145 nucleotides. RefSeq names its product CDC42 small effector protein homolog (gene Spec2). The transcript has 2 exons. Lineage: Eukaryota; Metazoa; Arthropoda; Insecta; Diptera; Drosophilidae. Gene Ontology annotation, cellular component: plasma membrane. Gene Ontology annotation, biological process: regulation of Rho protein signal transduction. The record is from RefSeq and is a predicted model, not a curated record. Gene Ontology annotation, molecular function: small GTPase binding. The coding region runs from base 9 to 266 and encodes 85 amino acids.
CCCACAAAAUGGCCAGCACCGGCGAGAUUUGGCUGCAGUGGUUCUCGUGCUGUUUUCAGCAGCAGCGAUCGCCCUCCCGCCGCCCCCACCAACGCCUGCGCAUCGACCGAUCCAUGAUUGGGAAUCCCACGAACUUUGUGCACACCGGGCACAUUGGCUCCGCGGACGUGGAGCUCUCGGCGAACCGCCUCAACGCGAUCUCAACCCAAAUGCAGGGCAAGGGCGGCUACGAGGCGACGUCAAUACACUCGCUGCAUGCCUGCUGAUGGAAGAAGCGCUCGUCCCAUCGCUAUAAAAUGCAUUUUGUGCAAUUUUUACAAGAAGCAAAGAAGAGAGAGAGAGAGAGGGGUGGCACUUUUUACAGUUCUUUGUUGGAGCGUGUUAUCAGGCGGCGGAGGAGGGAGACAGCAAGAGACCUCGAGGGACGGAGGAACAGACGGAUAAAAGGUGCUGACAAAAACCGAAAGCAAGAGCGUGGAAAGGAGAGGAGAGGAUAGGGAGAAGCUGUUUCGAAAUGGGUUCCACACAAUACCUAAACAUAUAACGGACAAUGGACUCCAGGGUGUGCUGUCCAGCUGUGGGGGGUGGAACUUGUCAGCUGUCAGCUAUUUUUUGUAUCGGAGUCCCUAGAUUUUGGCUGUUCUGUUCGCUUUUUGUGAGUAUUAUUUAAAUGAAAAAUCGCAGAAAGAGUGCCAACCGACUAAACCAGCAAAUAAUUGUUUAAGCAAUUAAGCAUUUCAAGAUAUGUGUACCAUACAUAUACAUAUAGUACUUGUAACUGCAUCAUUACGUAGCAUUUUUGGAUGUACUUAAUGCCAAAAAUCAGGAUCAAGCCAACCCACGUACAAGGGACAUUUAAAUCCAGUCUCAGUUCCAAUUCCUGUGGCAUGAUCCGUCGAGAGCGACUAGAUACCAUACAACAAUAUAAUGCAAAAUACAUACAAGUGUUGUAACCGAAUCUUUCGAGAGAGUACGUGUACACAGAGUACAUUCGUAUGGAAUAAUAACUAGAACGAGCCCUAUGAUCAGUUGCACAACUAACAACAAUAGUCUGAUCUGAUCUAAUUGUAUAUUUGGAUGAAAAUGGUGCAACAAGCAAUCGUUUUUUGCAAACGCUGACCUUAGCCUUUAGAUAAUGUUAUUAA